UGAUUGUUUGUUACAUUCGUUGCUGUUUACAAAGUGAUAGUUUGUUAAAAAUGACAAGUAGUUUAAUAAACAUAGUGCAAUUUGCAAAACAAUGCGAAAGAUCUUCCAUUUCAUUUUGGCGUCAAUUUUCUGUGGCAACAAAUUUGAAACAAAUAAAUGAUAAUUCUACGCCAAAAACAGGUGUUUUAAUGUUGAAUAUGGGUGGACCUGGUAGUCUCGAAGAGGUCCAUGAAUACUUACUACGUAUAAUGACUGAUCGUGAUAUGAUUCAGUUACCAUUUCAAAGUCGUUUAGGUCCGUGGAUUGCAAAAUCUCGUACACCUAAGGUGCAGAAAAAAUAUGCAGAAAUUGGUGGUAAAUCGCCUAUUUUAGAGUGGACAAAUAAACAGGGUAAACUUUUAUGUGAGAAAUUGGAUAAAAUUUCACCAGAAACUGCACCCCAUAAACAUUAUGUUGCGUUUCGUUAUGCAAAUCCUCUUACUGAAAAUACGCUUCAACAAAUACAGCAAGAUGGUGUUCAGCAUACAAUAUUAUUUUCUCAAUAUCCACAAUAUUCUUGUGCUACAAGUGGAUCAAGUUUUAUCGAGAUAUAUAAAUAUUAUACAAAAAGGCAGCCUCCAAGUAAUAUGAAAUGGAGUAUAAUAGAUAGAUGGGCAAUACACCCAUUGUUUAUACAGACAAUUACUGAAAGAAUUAAAGAAGAAUUAGCUCAGUUUCCUGAGGAUGUUAGAAAUGACGUUAUAAUUUUAUUUUCUGCCCAUUCACUGCCAUUAAAGGCAGUAUGCCGGGGAGAUCCUUAUGCAUCUGAAGUGGCAAGCACAGUUGCUCUAGUAAUGGAACAAUUACAGUAUUGUAAUCCGUACAAAUUAGUAUGGCAAUCAAAGGUUGGACCUGUAUCUUGGUUGGCGCCCUUCACCGACGAUGCUAUCAAAGCUUAUGUUAAGCAGGGGAAAAAGCAUUUUAUUUUAGUACCGGUAGCAUUUGUUAAUGAACAUAUUGAAACUCUUCACGAGCUGGAUAUUGAAUAUUGUAAAGAGUUAGCGGAAGAACUUGGAAUUGAAAGAAUAAGAAGAACUGCGGCACCAAAUGAUCAUCCCAUAUUCAUAGAAGCUUUGGCAGAUAUUGUUCAUUCACACCUCAAAUCAAAUAAACCUAUAAGCCCUAUGUUUCUAACACGUUGUCCUCAUUGUAUAAGUAAAAACUGUGCAGAUAGUAAAAAUUGGUAUGCACAAAUAUGUAAAAAUUAAAAACAAUGAAAAGUAUAGAAAAAGAUGCUUAACAUAUAUGUAUUGUAUUAUUUAUAUGUACAAACUAAAUACUAUAAGAGACUGUCGAUUUUGUUAAAUAUAUUUAAUAAGUACAGAUAGGUAUUGUAUUACAUAAAGAACAUAAUAAUUCUGUCAUACAAUGUUUUACAUAAAAUGUUAAUAUUUGUUGAGAA
Molecule: messenger RNA, 1441 nt
Organism: Osmia bicornis bicornis
Lineage: Eukaryota; Metazoa; Arthropoda; Insecta; Hymenoptera; Megachilidae
Gene: FeCH
Product: ferrochelatase, mitochondrial
Exons: 8
Coding region: 51-1247 (398 amino acids)
Biological process (GO): heme biosynthetic process
Molecular function (GO): protoporphyrin ferrochelatase activity
Source: RefSeq, a predicted model, not a curated record